AUGGGAAAGACCACCAAGAAGAAGGGCUUGAGCUUGCAAAGCGACAUCGAGCGAUUGAUGUUUGCCUGUGGCGACGUUUCCAAUCCUUUGCCCGAGACUGCUGCUGCCUUGGAGAGCAUUCUUGUCGAGUACAUUGUGGACAUUAGCCACCAGGCUGCCUUGAUUGCACACACCUCAGGAAGGUCCAAGAUCAAGGUCGACGAUAUCCAGUUUGCGUUGCGAAAGGACCCCAUCAAGCUCGGCAGAUUGAACGAGUUGAUUGCGCUCCAGAAAGACAUUCUCAAGGCCAAAAAGGCCUUUGACGACAAGUUUGGCACUGCCAAUGCUGCUAACAAGAAGGUUUCUUUCAAAUAG
Ascoidea rubescens DSM 1968 is the source of this 354-nucleotide messenger RNA. It is a transcript of the gene TAF13, whose product is annotated as Taf13p. The coding region runs from base 1 to 354 and encodes 117 amino acids. Gene Ontology annotation, molecular function: protein heterodimerization activity. Gene Ontology annotation, biological process: RNA polymerase II preinitiation complex assembly; transcription by RNA polymerase II. NCBI's taxonomy places the organism in Eukaryota, Fungi, Ascomycota, Saccharomycetes, Ascoideales, Ascoideaceae. The record is from RefSeq and is a predicted model, not a curated record. The transcript has 2 exons. Gene Ontology annotation, cellular component: transcription factor TFIID complex.